AUCGAUUAUUACUAACUUUGAAGCCAAAAAAAAUAAAAUACAAAACUCUUCUAAAGUAGUUCCAUAAUAGAAAUGAAAAUGCUUCAAGCCAUGCUCAUAAUAUUCACAUUCUGCAUUUUUUAUACCAAUUCUUUGCCAUUAUCAACAAACGGACGAUGGAUAGUUGAUGAUACUACACAACAAAGAGUAAAGCUAGCUUGUGUAAAUUGGCCUUCACAUUUAGAACCAAUGUUAGCCGAAGGACUCGACAAGAAACCGUUAGCCUACAUCGUUUCGCAGCUCCGUUCUAGCCGAACGUUCUUCAACUGCGUCCGGUUCACAUGGGCAACCUACAUGUUCACUCGGUUUGCGAAUCUGACCGUGUCGGAAUCUCUUGAUUCUAUGAACUUAAGGGAUGCUAGAGAUGGUGUAGCUUGGUAUAAUCCUUGGAUAUUAGGUAUGACAAUUGUGCAAGCUUUUGAAGCUGUGGUUAAUGAGCUUGGAGCUCAGAAUAUAAUGGUGAUUCUUGAUAACCAGGUGAGUCGACCGGCGUGGUGCUGUAGCGAUGAUGAUGGUAAUGGGUUCGUUGGUGAUGUAGAUUUUGAUGCUGAGGAAUGGCUGCAAGGUUUAAGUAUGGUGGCAGAGCUUUUUAAGGGCAGAUCCCAGGUGAUAGCAAUAAGCACAAGAAAUGAGAUGCGAGGUCCUCAUCAAAAUGUGGAAGACUGGUAUAAAUACAUCAAACAAGCAGGAUCUAUAAUUCACAAUGCAAAUCCUGAAGUACUCAUAUUUGCUUCAGGAUUAGGUUAUGCAAGUGAUCUAACAUUCUUAAAGAACAAAUCCUUAGACACUAACUUCAAUAACAAGUUAGUGUAUGAAGCACAUUGGUAUUCACUUACUUGGGGAUGGAGAAGUACUUGGGAUUCUCAGAAUGUAAGUGAUGUCUGUAAUGGAAAUACCCAAUUCUUUAUCCACCAAACUGGGUUUGUCAUCGAUGGCGAAAAUCCCGUUCCGAUUUUUGUGGGUGAAAUUGGGUUAGAUCAGAGAGGUUUGAGCCAGACUGAAGAACAUUAUUAUUCUUGCGUUUUGGGAUAUCUUGCGGAUUUUGAUAUCGACUGGGCGUUGAGGGCGUGGCCGGGAAGCUAUUAUUAUCUUAAUGAUAGUAUUUCCCAGCAAAUUGGAAUUGGAGUGGAUGAUGCAAUGGGUGUCAUGGAUUUUAGUCCUGAGUCGUGUUAAAAAUCCACAAUUUCAGUCUAGGUUGCAGCUUAUUAAGAGCAAGCUACAAGAUAUGCAGAACCUAGAUCAAGAUCAUUCCCAUCAUACAUAAUGUUCCAUCCGCAAAGUGGAAGCUGUAUGCACACAGACGACAUGAAGUUAAUAUAUGCAACCAGUUGUGACUCUCCGUAUCGUUGGAUACAUUCCGGAGAUCGGUCUCCUAUUCAGUUCAGCGGAGCGGAACUAAUCUGUGCCUUAAAGUUGUCAGAGAUGGAGCUGAACCAAUUCUAUCUACCGACUGCUCAAGCCAGCAAAGUUUAUGGUCACAGAUAAACGGCCUUCACUUGGGUGCUGCCCCAGAUGAGAAAGGAGAAUACCUGUGCCUGCAAAAAGAAUCUCCUUACACCUCCAAAAUACUGACUACCAAAUGUAUUUUUACACAAGAUGAUCCUGCUUGUCGCAAGAAUCAGCAGAAUGACCCAACGAGUCAAUGGUUUAAACUUGUCAUGACGAAUGUUUAGUAGAACAGCAUAUUCCAAUCACAUUUAACUACUUGCUGUCAUAUGUAACACAAAACCCAUAUAAUAAAACAUCAUUUUCUGAAAAA
Molecule: messenger RNA, 1798 nt
Organism: Mercurialis annua (annual mercury)
Lineage: Eukaryota; Viridiplantae; Streptophyta; Magnoliopsida; Malpighiales; Euphorbiaceae
Product: glycosyl hydrolase 5 family protein-like
Exons: 3
Coding region: 73-1212 (379 amino acids)
Molecular function (GO): hydrolase activity, hydrolyzing O-glycosyl compounds
Source: RefSeq, a predicted model, not a curated record